AUGAGAAUCGAUCUCGCAGUCGUGUUAUUCACGCUCUUCUCCUCGACGGUCGCUCAGGCCAUCGAUGGACCCCGUCACAUCAAGCGCGUCGAUUCAACCCCCAACACCGACGAGCACGAGCUGUUCAAGCGUCGUGGCGGCGGUGGAGGUGGUGGUCGCGGAGGCGGUGGUGGAAGCAGAGGUGGGAGUUCCCGUGGAGGCAGCAGCGGCAGUCGCGGCGGCUCAAGUGGCAGCGGCGGCAGCAGCGGCGGUAGUCGUGGUAGUUCAUCAGGAUCAGGCUCAUCUCGUAAUUCAGGUUCAGGUUCAGGAUCCCGAGGCGGCGGCGGCUCUGGCGGCGGUGGUCGUGUCCCUGCCCGAGGCCCCCAGCCCAGCUAUGCCGGCGGUCGAUACCCUGGCGGUGCUUCAAGACCCUACUCUUCCGGAAGCAGAUCUCCCGGCGGCAUCUUGCCUUUUGCCCUAGUCGGUGGUGCUCUGGCUUUCUGGCCCGGUGUUUGGCUGUACGGCGCGUACAUGUACCCUUACAACCACAACUACCGAUACUACAACGAGACAAGCGAGGAGGAAGAGGAGCGCCCUAUUCUUUGCGCAUGCUCCAGGGAAGCAUCGUGCGGAUGCGACGAGGACGACAACAAGAACGCCACUGAACUCUACGACCAGCUUAUCGGAAACGGCAGCUACGAAGCUCUCAACAAGUCUAUCGUCGACGUUGCAGAAGUUAACGGUACAACGACAAUUCUCAUCAAUGGUACUCUCCCCGAGGAUACUCAACUUCCCGAAGACGAAGAUUCCUCCGAUAGCGCUGCAGCUCGAACAAUGAUCGAGGCCAUGGGUUACUGGCCCGCAGCAGCCGCCGUCAUGGCAGCUGUUUUUGUCGCUUAA
Molecule: messenger RNA, 879 nt
Organism: Fusarium coffeatum
Lineage: Eukaryota; Fungi; Ascomycota; Sordariomycetes; Hypocreales; Nectriaceae
Exons: 1
Coding region: 1-879 (292 amino acids)
Source: RefSeq, a predicted model, not a curated record